Molecule: messenger RNA, 1338 nt
Organism: Sceloporus undulatus (fence lizard)
Lineage: Eukaryota; Metazoa; Chordata; Lepidosauria; Squamata; Phrynosomatidae
Gene: SFXN4
Product: sideroflexin 4
Exons: 14
Coding region: 117-1094 (325 amino acids)
Biological process (GO): mitochondrial transmembrane transport; monoatomic ion transport
Cellular component (GO): mitochondrial inner membrane
Molecular function (GO): monoatomic ion transmembrane transporter activity
Source: RefSeq, a predicted model, not a curated record
CCUAGGGCGCGGCGAAGCCUGGGCCUUUCCUGAGAAGGAAGGCGGGCACGGGGGGGGGCGUCUCCGGCGGCGCUUUCCGGCCCAGCCCCCCUUCGGUCGCAUGGGAGAGCCUCCUCAUGGACGAGAAUCUGGAGUUCUGGAGGAGCCAAGGGACGACCUUUUUCCAAAGAUUUUAUCAUUGGGCAGACAUCUUGAACCCAUUACUCUUGUUUGUAUCCCAACAAAAAAUUGACAAUGCCAGAAUACUUUUAUUGAAGAGAGGAGAAAAGGCUACAGAGUCCUUAGAGGACAAAAAGAUAAAAGAAGCUUGGAAACUAAGUCUGGCCUCUGUACACUCUGGCAGUGGUGAGACAAUUCCUGUUAUAUUUAGGCCACCAGCAUUCCUGCCCUUUACUGCUCCACUGGUUAUCACAACUUCAUUACCACACAGAGGAACUACCCAAGCAUUUCUUUGGCAGUUCCUUCUCCAUACGUACAUUGGUGGAUUCAGCUUGGCAAAUGGGAAUUCUGGAACAGAAGCAAUCAGGAAUGAUACAGAAAAGGAGUUUCCCUUCAAACAGUCACUUCUCAGCAUUGGCGCAAUCACAUAUUCUGCUUGUGUGGGAACUCUUCCUCAGUACUUAAUGAUCCACUAUAAACCACAGAAUCCUUCUGUGCAGCUUCUCUUCAGGAGUGUGAUACCAGGUCCGCUUACAGCCCUCCUGUGUGCAUUUAAUCUGACUGUAAUCAGGGCCACUGAGUUUGAGAAUGGAAUUAAGGUAAUGGAUCGCAAGGGCAGAGUCAUUGGAGUGUCUCAGAGGGCAGGAGAAAAGGCUGUGAAAGAAACAGCUAUAUCCAGAGCAGUAUUGUUUGGUACAGCGAUAUGUAUUCCAGACUUGGUUCUGCACUUUCUAAAACGUGCAAACAUUUUGCUUCGAAAUCCAUAUGUUUGGACUCCAUUGAGAUCUAUUGUGAUGAUUUCAGCUUUUGGAGCAAUGAUACCUGUUUCUUUUAGUUUGAUGCCACAAGUGGGCAAGAUAACAAGAAGUGAACUUGAGCCUGAAAUAAUUUCUACCACUGAAGAAACAGAAUUCUUUUACAACAGGGGAGUGUAAUGAUUUGGGAACACUUAAUCUAUUACGGACAGUAUUCCUCGUACAAUGAAGUAUGCAUAUUCAGAUGUACUAGUAACAUCUAAUCAAGUCAUUCUUUACAUUUCUCUGUAUUUGGAUGCAAAGCUGCAUGUAAAUUACAGCUAAAUCAUGUUGGAUUUCCGUUCUAUCACGGUUGCCUUUCAAAAAAGAAAGAUUUAAUUUUGUGACCCACUAUUUCUAACAAUUAAAAGCCCAUAAAAAGAAA